Molecule: messenger RNA, 4149 nt
Organism: Oikopleura dioica
Lineage: Eukaryota; Metazoa; Chordata; Appendicularia; Copelata; Oikopleuridae
Source: the annotation of a GenBank genome assembly
AUGGGCCAAAAUGAGUCGCGGUUGGCGUUUCGUCGAGCGGUGAUUCAACUAGAAACGGGCGACCAGGGCGAUGAUGCGUUUUGGGAGAGUUUUUGGAAGUCGGAAGGAAUCGCCAAUGCUUCCGACAUUUGGGCGCUUAUUCCCAGCUCCGAAAUUCGGUCGUUGCGGGAAGAACAUCCAAGUUCUCUCGCCCAGUUGAUCUACAAAUCGGUAGAGCGUCUCGAGUCCUCGCUGAAAGAAGCCAGGGAAGAAACAGAAAAGGCGAAAAAGAAUCUGAAGCAGACGAUGAACGCUGUCCGUUUACUCACUCGAUUGACGCCCCUAGUCUACGAGGAUUCCGAGUGGGUCGGCUUCUAUCACUCCAAAAUCCCGUCCCAAGACAACGAUGGCGUUGAGAACCGAACGCUAGCCGACAAGCUGGUGGAAAUCAUCAUCGAGUUGAUGUUCUGCCCGGGCAUCGGCGCCCAUCACUCGGUUUCCAAGUCCGACUCCGCUGUUGAGGCCAUUUGGGAAGCUGGAGUUGGCAUUCUUGUUUCACCGCCGUCGGACUCGACCCUCGAGAACACUCGCUGCGAGCUCAUCCGUCUAUUGAUCACGCUUUCUUCAGAAACAUUGUACACAGAGCCUGCUUCGGCGGACAAGUGGCAGAACGGCCAGGCGCCGCAGAACAGCUGGGUUCCGCUCAUUACCCGAUCGCAACAUUCUCUGCCGCUUCUUGCCUCCCUCUUGAACACGAUCUGUUCUUACGACCCCAGCGGCGUUCCUUAUCACCACUUACUCUGGACGGAUACUCGAGAGCCUCUGGUAGAAGCUUGUUCGCAACUACUCGUCGUUCUUCUUGAAAAACCGUCGGAUAAGGGCAUCCCUGGUUCUUUUGAAGACGAAGGAAACAAGUUCCUUUAUUUGAUCAAUCGCCUUCACAGAGAAGAGGACUUCCAGUUCAUUAUAAAGGGCCUCACUCGACUAAUUUACAAUCCAUUACAAAGCUCUUAUCUGCCUUCAUCACAGAAGCGGCUGUCGUGCCACCAGGAGCUGUUGCUACUGAUUUGGCGCAUUUGCGAUUUGAACAAGACGUUUCUCCACCACAUUCUCAAAACUGGCGACAUGCUCGACCUGUUGGUGCCGAUUCUGCAUCAUUUGAACGAGGCCCGUAACGAUCCGUCGCGGCUGGGACUGAUUCACAUUUCUGUUUUUCUGCUUUUGCUUUUUUCCGGCGAGCGCAAUUUCGGCGUCCGCUUGAAUGCUACUUGGACAUCUAGAGCGGCCCUGGAUGUUCCCAGUUUCAAUGGCACGCAUGCCGACUUGCUCAUCAUCAUUUUCCACAAGUUGAUCACGACUGGCCAUGCUCGAAUUUGCUCGCUAUAUGACUGCCUUCUUACAGUUAUCGUCAAUAUUUCUCCCUAUCUAAAGAAUCUGAGCAUGGCGACUGCAACGAAGCUCCUCCAACUUAUGGAAAUUUUCUCCCAACCCUCGUUCCUCUUCUCGCACCAGCAAAACCACCAUCUCGUCUUUUUCCUGUUGGAAUCGUUCAACAACCUGAUUCAGUACCAAUUCGACGGUAACUCGCCACUCGUUUACUCGAUCAUCCGCCGCCGCAAGAUCUUCUACCAACUAGCUGCUCUCCCGACCGAUUCAAACUCGAUCGACAGACUCAAAAGCAAAAGAACCAAAAAAGCAUCGCGAAGAGUUCCGCAGUUCCUCGAACGCUGGAAUCAACGAGGAGAACCAGCUCAACUCAAACAUCGAGUCAGACGAGUCAGUCUCGAUCGGCGACGAGAAAACGCGACUUUUGAGACGACCGUGGCCGAUAACAUCUUGUCAAACGGGGAGAUGAAUUCGAGCAGCGAGAAAAAGAAAACGAGCGAGCAGCUAAAGUUUAAAAAUGAAGAGACGCUGCUCAACGAAAAGGCUGAAAACGAAAGCCAAGAAAUGAGUAUCGAAACCGGGCAAAAUAUUCAAAUAGAGCAUCAUAGCUCUAUCCCGCAAGUGAUGAAGAUGACGGAAGAGAUAUUAGACGGAACAAAGCAAACAGAGGUCGAUUGCGAUGUUUCGGAAGCGCCGCAGUGGGAGGCCACGUCGAACUGGGCCUCCUCCUGGAAAAACAGACUGCCCUUGCAGACGAUUAUGAGAUUGCUGCAAGUCCUCGUCCCACAGGUUGAGAAGAUUUGCCUCGACAAGCAGAUUUCGGAUGAAAACGACAUUUUAAAAUUCAUCAAGAGUGGCACCCUAGUUGGUCUUCUUCCCGUCCCACAUCCGAUUUUAAUCAGCGAUGGCGAGUCAACAUGGGGAAGAAAACAAGUACAAAGUGGGCGACUAUGUAUAUAUAGAACAGUCGCAGGAGAACCCCUUGUCAUCAGAAGAAUCGACGAACUUCAAAAGACGGCACAAGGCAAUGUCGCUGCUAAAGUUGUUUCUUACUAUCGACGAAGGGACAUUCCAAAUUCAUUAGCAGCCCUGGCCGACAAACAUGCCAACGACAUGGCGGAGUCGAUGUUCUCCGAGUACAAAUUCAACGAUGUCGAGAAACACCAGCUCACGCACAGAGAAGUCUUCCUCUCCCGCCAAGUCGAGACGGUCAAUGCCUCGCUUAUCCGGGGCAAGUGCUCCGUCAGAAUACUCAGCGACGCCGAAAACAUGCAGAUGUACAUCAAAGAGCCGGAUACGUUCUACUACUCGCUGGUAUUCGAUCCCAAGCAAAAGACACUGCUCGCGGAUGGUGGCGAUAUUCGCAUAGGAUCCAAGUAUCAAUGCCAAAACAUCCCAGAAGUGUUGGAGGAUUCAUCCAAAGACGAAAAAUUCUCGGAAGAGCUUGAAGAACUCUGCUGGGAACCAAACAGGAUAGAUGAUCUCUCGAUUGAGCGCUUUACGUGUCUCUUCCGCUCGGUGGGUACAUUCGCCAGAGCGUUGGACAAGCCGAGCUGCGGCAAAAUGGGACUCGUCGACGCCGCUUCCAUGGCUUCGCGGGACAUGACCCUCACCACUGCCUACAAAUAUCUCCACGAAGCUGGCUACGACUUCGCGAAAGCAACGGAGCGACUUCUGCCAAACAACGCAGCUGUUGCCGGCGAAAUCAACGUCGGUCCCGUCUUUGUCCGCGACGAAUUCGAAGACUGGUCCAAGGCCGAAGCGCAGCUCUUCGAGGAAGGAAUGCAAAAGUACCAGAAGGAGUUUCUCUCAAUCCGCGACGAUUACUUGCCCUGGAAGACGCUGUCUAGCAUUGUCGAGUUCUACUACCUUUGGAAAACGAGCGACCGAUGCGUCGAAAGGAAAAAGCGAAAAAUGACGGAGGAGCAGCAGAAGCUGAAGUUCGUCUUCAUUCCUCCGUACGACAAGCCGUCGAAAAUGUGCAAGCACGAGAACCAAAUGGACGAGAAAUCGCGAACCCGUCCCUGCGAAGGAUGCUGCGCCUUCGAGUCCGAGGACAAGCUCUGGUUCCCAUGGGGCCCCGAGCGCUAUCACUCCUGCACUCAUCUUCAGAAGCUUCCCAACAAAACGCCUCUCUCAGUUCAGCGCCGGGACCAGAAAAACCAAAAGCAGCGCCAGCAGAGUUUUUACCUCCAGACAACAAGAGCAACAAAGAAAAUGCGAGUAGUUUGCAAAGAUAUUUGUUACGAGAAAAAGAUCGCAUUGAACCCAUUCCAGUCCUUCAAAACGGACAUGGAGGCUAUCAAGGCCGAGUGCAAUGCCAGGUUGAAGGCGAACCCAGACGCAGGCUCGGUCCGGAAAAGAGUCUUUCCGAAGCUGCACGAAGAGGUGAUCAAUAAAAUUCGCGCCUCGCAAGUGAAACCAGAAGAGAACUCAAGCGCCAAGCAGCCCGUAAAAAGUCCCAAAAAGGAGGAAAACACCGCCGAAACGAAACAAGAGCCACUAGAUAUGAAACAAGAAGCAAUAGAAGCAGAAACCGAUGCCGCCGAAAACGGACCCGAAAACCUACGAAAAGGACAAGGAAAACUUCCGCAGCAGAUGAACAGUAGUCGAGCACGACGGGACGAGCAGCUUGUUUUCAUGAUGCGUCCAAACGAGGAAACGAAAAAACUCCGAGAGCAACACGUAAGCCUCUGUCGCAAGUAUGCCCGUCGACCAAGCGCCGGCGCCAGGGAAGAACAGAAAUCACAACUCAUCGCGCUUCUCUUCGCUUCCCAAAACUGA